AUGAGAAUGAAAACUAUUAUCGAAUAUUUGAUCUAUGACAAAUCUCUUAAAGUUAAAUGCAUAACUAAAACAGAAGGUGACUCUCAUACUGCAAAUAUUUAUACAUUAUUAACAGCUGACGUUGAGUUGAUAUUAAAAAUAAUUUCAGUAAUUAAAGAUAUUUGGUAAGCAAUCCUAAUAUUAAGUGGAUGCUUAUUUUUAUUAUAUUCUGCUGAACCAGAUGCUGGUACAGUAAUUGUGAUUGCAAUGAUUAGUUAUUAAGUAAUAAAUUUUAUCAUGACAUUUAUUAUGGCGAAAGCAGAGGCACAACAUUUAAUAUAUAAAGACAAAAGAGUUAGUUUAUAAUCUGAUUUGAUUGAAGGAAUGAAACAGAUAAAAUUCUUAUCUUGGGAAGGAAUAUUUUAUAAGAAAAUAAUGAAAAUUAGAAAAUGUGAAUUUAAGAUGUUAAGUAUUUAUAAAGCUUUAGAUGGUUUUGGUGCUGUGUUUUGGAAUAAUAUAAGCUACAUUCUCUUGUGCAUUUUUGUAAUAUAUUCAGUCAAUAAUGGCAAAGAUCUAUAGGAGUUGAAUAUCUUCUCAUUGAUAGCCAUAUUUAAUACAAUGAUAUUUCCUCUCUGUGUUCUCCCGUGGAGUUUAAGCAUUGGAUAUACGUCAUUAAUCUCAUUCAAUAGAUUUUCGUAAUUUUUAAAUCAAGAUGAAAUUAAUUUUGAAGACAGAAUUCAACCUGAAUCCUUUCAAAGCCAGUAUGCUAUUAUAAUGAAUAAUUCCAAUUAUUUUUGGCCUAAUGCAGAAUAAAUAUAGGAAGAUGUGAAAUAAAAUUAAAUAAUAGAUGAAGAAUUAAUAAUUGCAAACCAAAAUUGUUAGAAAUUUAAAAUAAAAAUAGCUAAUCUAAAAUUUGAAAAGAAAACUUUGAAUUUUAUUAUAGGAAAAAUAGGUUCAGGAAAAAGUGCAUUCUUUUAAGCAAUAUUAAAUGAGUUACAAAUUUAGAAUUUAUUUAAUGACCUCUCGGAUACACAGUAAAAUUUGGACUUAAGUUUUGAUUUAGGCGUGAAUGAAACUGUUAAGCAAAUUCAAAUGACAGGUAGAAUUGGGUAUUGUUCAUAAGUGUCUUGGAUCUAAAAUUUAUCAAUCAAAGAUAAUAUCUUAUUUGGUGAACCCUUUAACUAAGAAUUAUAUGAUAAAGUUAUAGAUGUUUGCUAACUACAUUAAGAUCUGAAAUCUUUUGAAAAUCAAGAUUAACAUUUGAUUGGUCCAGAUGGAAAGAACAUAAGUGGAGGAUAGAAACAAAGAAUAGCUUUAGCCAGAGCAUUAUAUUAAUAAAGAGACAUUUAUCUGUUUGAUGACAUAUUAUCAUCUCUUGAUCACAAUAUUGCAGAUUUAAUAUUUUAAAACGUUAUUGUAGAUUACCUUAUAAAGAACGGAAAGACUGUAUUACUUAUUACUUCAAAUUACAGUUAUAUUAAGAUUGCCUAAUAAUAAAUAAAAACAAAAGUUAUUCUUGUUGAUAAUGGAGAAAUUACUGAAGAUUAAGAAGUAAUUGGCUAGUAUUUAUAAAAUAAAUCCUAUUAAUAAGAAACUCCUUCAUAUAUUGAAAAAGAAUUAGAUUCAGUAUUAAAAUAAGAAAAUAACACAUUAAAUUCUGAUAAGGGAGAAUAAAACGAACAGGUUGUUAUUGAUGAUAGUAAUGAAGAUACAAGACAAAUAGGAAGUAUUAAUUGGUAAAUCUGGAAAACAUAUUUUAACAGUAUGAAAUUCCCAUUAUUUCUGUUAUUAUUUUUUGUUAAUUUUUACAUGUAAGGAUCUAUGUCAUUAAUCGAUUUUUGGCUAAAAUCUGAAGUAUAAUAAGAAGAUAAAUGGUUACAUUAAAUAACAAAAUAUUUUGACAAUUCCUUUCCUAAAACCCUAUUUUAUUUAACGACAUUGGCUGUUUUAAUUACAGUGAUAAGAUAAGCUCUAGAAGUUAUUUGUGCAUUACUAGCUUCUUGGUCUAUUUUUAAAAAACUUAAUACUGUUUUAAUGUGUACAGUAAUGAAAUUCUAUGAUAGAACAAAUGCCGGCUAAAUAAUUAAUAGGAUUUAGGAUGAUACUUAUGUAGUUGACAUGGAUAUUGGUUCUGGAAUUCACUGUUUUCUUGAAAAUCUCAGUAGAAUAUCAGGUCUAUCCAUUGGAUUAUUGAUUUUGGAACCAAGAUAUUUUUUAAUGCUUGUUAUUUUCUUAGUUGCAUUUUACCAUAUUAAGAAAGCAUGUCUAAUAUCAAAUAGAGAAAUCAAAAGAUUGUAGUCUGCAAAUUAAAGUAGAUUAUUGUAAAUUGUUAAUGAAACAUUGACUGGAGUUAAAAUAAUUAGAGCAUUCUAGAAAGAGAAAUAUUUCACAUAAAUCUUUGAAAGUUCAUUUUCUAAUUUAAUGUUAAGUAACUAAUGUGGAGAACGUAUAAAAUUGUGGUUUUAAGUCAGAUUAAAUUUAAUGAACAAUUUUAUUGUAAUGUGCACUUCCUUCAUGGUAAUCUGUUCAUUGGUAUUUGAAUGGUCAGAAGAUUUUGGAAUACAAGCUCUAGCAAUUACAUAUUCUAUGAUUGUAUUAGAUAGUUUUUAUGAUUGUUUUAUUUAAUAUUCAAGAGUAGAAACAGGUAUGAUUUCUGUAGAAAGAAUUUAAGAAUAUUUAAAUAAUGAGACUGAAGAUAUCAACUAAGAGUAAUUUAUGGAAUAAGAACUAUAAUCAACUCACUUAAGAGAAACUACAUAUGCCAUAGAAUUUAAAAAUGUAGACUUUUAUUAUGAUAAUAAUCACAAAGCUCUAAAAAACUUUACUUUGACCAUUUCUAAAGGAUAGAAAAUUGCAAUAAUUGGAAGGACUGGAUCAGGUAAAACUUCCAUUCUAAAUGUGCUUCAAGGAUUGUAUCCUUUCUAAUCAGGAGAUCUUUAUAUUAAUGGAACUAACGUGAAAUAAUAAUCUUUAAAAUAAUGGAGAAGCCAAUUGUCUAUUAUUCCCUAAUUUGGAUUUCUAUUUAGUGCAAAUGUAAAAGAAAAUUUAGAUCCUGAAGGAAUGUUCACAGAUCAACAAAUUGAAAAAUUCAUAUAAAAUACCUAAUUUUAUUAACAAAGAAAUUCUAACAUUAACAAUCUUAUGUAUUUGGAUUACAAAUUUGAUAUUUCUUAAAAUGGAGCUAAUUUAUCUUGUGGGGAAAAAUAAGUUCUUAAUUUUUUGAGAAUAGUCUUACAGAAUAAAGAUAUUAUUUGCCUAGAUGAAGCCACAUCUAACAUGGAUCCAUACACAAAUCAAUUGUUAAAUGAGAGUCUAAUUGAAUUUUCAAAAGAUAAGACUUUGCUUGUUAUAACUCACAGACUUGAAAAUAUACAAUAAUAUGAUUAAAUAGUAGUAAUGGAAUAAGGAGAAAUAGUGGAAUAGGGAAGUUAUUAAGAUUUAAUGUUAUCAACAAUAGGAUACUUCAGAAAAUUAAUAAAUAACCAUACUAAAACAGUAAACCAAAUUUGA
Molecule: messenger RNA, 3489 nt
Organism: Paramecium tetraurelia
Lineage: Eukaryota; Ciliophora; Oligohymenophorea; Peniculida; Parameciidae
Exons: 5
Biological process (GO): transmembrane transport
Cellular component (GO): membrane
Molecular function (GO): ABC-type transporter activity; ATP hydrolysis activity; ATP binding
Source: RefSeq, a predicted model, not a curated record